CUGGUUAUACUUGUCUCUGCCAGACCAAGCGCAGUGCAUAGUGAGUACUGAGGAUCUGCUGCAGGAGCCAGUAGCCAAGGAGAAGCUGCAGAAGUGACACCAGGGAGAGAGAGACUACUGCUGCUGCACAGAGGAAGAUACUUAUUACAGGCGUCUGCGCAAGCACACUGGUUGCAGUACACAUUAGGACAAAUAGGACAAUUUAAAUCGCAAACACCUGUAUACUCAUAUCUCGCUCCGGGUGUGGAUGGAGACCUUGGACUACAUCUGAAGUUGCGGCCAAUGCUCUUUAGCAAUGGAGAUGCUACGUCGCUCAUCGGUGUUUGCUGCAGAAGUAUUAGAAGUUUUUGACAGAUCACCCACGGAUAAAGAACUGGUUGCCCAGGGAAAAGCUCUUUGCAGAGACUUUAUCCAAGCUCGGCUUCAGCGUGCUGGUCUUGGAUGGAGUAAACCGGAGCAUGGGAUAUCUUCUGCUGUAGGUGGACGUAUGGCAGAGGUAUCUGCCACCUUUCUGAGGCUGGCGGAUGAGCUGGAGUAUAUGAGACCAGCCGUGUACAGGAAUAUAGCCCGGCAGCUGAACAUCUCUCUCUCCUCAGAGUCUAUUCUGUCUGAUGCCUUCCUGGCAGUCGCUGCAGAGAUAUUCACAGCAGGGAUCACGUGGGGAAAGGUGGUAUCACUGUAUACAGUGGCAGCAGGCCUUGCAGUGGACUGUGUCAAGCAGUCUCAGCCCGCACUAGUUCUGACUAUCGUGGACUGUCUAGGGGAGUUUGUACGCAAAACUCUGGUCACAUGGCUAAAGAGGAGAGGAGGAUGGACGGAUGUAACAAAAUGCGUUGUCACCUCUGAACCCGGCCUCCGAUCACAUUGGUUGGUCUCCAGCAUAUGCAACCUAGGUCAUUUCUUGAAGGCAGUAAUUUUUUUCCUGCUUCGAGAGCGAUGACCUCUUGCAAUAGUUAUUUGUUCCUGAAGCAUUUGCAGCUUUAACAACAAGUCAUUUACUGCCAGGCACUGCCUCACCUUCGCUUGCAGUGUCCUGGUCUCACCAUCGUUUUCCUGAGAACCCAUCAUGGAACAUUGUGAUACGUGAAUGAAACUAUUGGCCAUGGUAAUGACUUACAAAAACACAUCAGAUUGUUUUGUGCGAUUUCCCUGGUCUCAGAGCAAUUCCUAUGGACUUUGCAGAUUCAUCUGAUUUCAGCCAUUUGUACUGUAACAAGACCAGCAUGUGUGGACAUAUUCAUAGUGUAAAUAGUAGAGAUUAGGCUGAGUUACCGUUAAAUAUACUACACCAGUAUUAAAGAAGCAAAAGAGUGGACAUAAAAGAAAAAUAAACCUGUUUUCUGUCACAUAUCA
Molecule: messenger RNA, 1353 nt
Organism: Pseudophryne corroboree (corroboree frog)
Lineage: Eukaryota; Metazoa; Chordata; Amphibia; Anura; Myobatrachidae
Gene: BOK
Product: BCL2 family apoptosis regulator BOK
Exons: 5
Coding region: 296-940 (214 amino acids)
Biological process (GO): regulation of apoptotic process; intrinsic apoptotic signaling pathway in response to DNA damage; extrinsic apoptotic signaling pathway in absence of ligand
Cellular component (GO): mitochondrial outer membrane
Molecular function (GO): protein homodimerization activity; protein heterodimerization activity
Source: RefSeq, a predicted model, not a curated record